Notechis scutatus (mainland tiger snake) is the source of this 456-nucleotide messenger RNA. The record is from RefSeq and is a predicted model, not a curated record. NCBI's taxonomy places the organism in Eukaryota, Metazoa, Chordata, Lepidosauria, Squamata, Elapidae.
AUGCCUUUGAAAGAAUCCUUCCAUGCUCUGCUUCUCCUCCUAACAACUAUAUUCAUCCUGGGAUCCAUAGCCUUUAGCUAUGAGGACUUCCUCAUGAAGCACUAUGACUUCCCAAGAAGCAUCGUUGGGAGCCACUAUUGCAAUGCCAUGAUGCAAAGCCGGGGAAUGACCAAGCCCAAAUGCAGGCUAGUCAAUACCUUCAUACAUGACAGCAAGGCUUAUAUCCUGGAUGUGUGUGGUAGAAAAGGAGUAUCUUAUGGGCAUGAACUGCGCCAUAGCAUAAAGAUAUUUUCAGUCACCACCUGCACUUUGAGAGGUUCCAACCCUCGAGCACCUUGUGUCUACAAAGAAAAUAUUUUACCCCAAAACAUAGUCAUUGCAUGUUUGGAUGGAAAGCCCGUACAUUAUGAGGAAGGACAUUUUGCAGUGGUGCAUGAAGAUGAAACAUCUGAUUAG